Macrobrachium nipponense is the source of this 525-nucleotide messenger RNA. RefSeq lists its product as uncharacterized. Bases 1 to 525 code for a protein of 174 amino acids. The record is from RefSeq and is a predicted model, not a curated record. The transcript has 4 exons. Lineage: Eukaryota; Metazoa; Arthropoda; Malacostraca; Decapoda; Palaemonidae.
AUGAACUUUGUAGACCUAUCCCAGGAUGCCCUGACUUGUUGCACUGAUCAACUCAAUGCAUGCACGGACGGAAACAAGACCAUCGCGCACGGCGCUGUGGCCAUUUUCAACUGCAUGAGGAUGAAGUGCAAUAAUGGUAGCCUUGAAGGGAUCGCAGAACCGAAAGGAGGCAACUUCAGAUUCCUCAGUUAUCAACUUGGCUGUCUCUAUGUGCAUCAAGUAGCAAUGAAUUGGCAGUCUGCACGAGAGAACUGCCAGUCCUAUGGUGCAGACCUAUACGUCCCUGAUCAUGACCAAGAUGUGAUGGCUUUACGAAAUUACGUCAAGAUACUGGGUGGUUCGAGCUACUGGAUUGGUAUAAAUUCUCUGCUUUGGACGAAUGGAAAGGCCGUCAACUUAACCGUGUGGGACAUAGGUCAACCAGAUGGAAAAACAGAGUGUGGAAUGUUUUUGAAUGACGUUAGCUACAAUGUUCAUGACAAUCUUUGUACUGUAGCAUACUACUCUGUCUGCCAGUUUAAGUAA